CCUUUAUUACCGCCGUGACUCCACAGCAGAAACACCGGAGAGGAUCGAGUUUGUUUGUCGGAGGACAGAAAUAUGAGGCUCCUAGUUUCGCUGCUUUUGUUCCUGAGCACCGCGACAGGUGUAAGCUGUUUUUCUGCAAGUACUACAACUGAAUUAGUGAAAGUCAAGGAAAAUGAGGGUGCGGACCUGACGUGUUCGUAUUCAGCAGACUUUGGUUCAAACCCCAGGGUAGAGUGGAAAUUCAGAGACAAACAAGGGUCAACAAAGUAUGUUGUUUUUGAUGGCAAACCAACAAGCACAUACGAGGGUCGUGUGACCAUGUACGGUGGCAGUAACUUGAGAUUCGCCAAAGUGACUCGUCACGAUAGUGGUGAAUAUAUCUGCGAGGUGUCCAGCCAACAGAGCCAGUUUGCACAGAUCACCGUUACUCUGAUCGCUCUGGUGCCACCAUCUGUACCAAAGUGUGGAAUCCCCUCAUCGGUGACCACAGACAACACCGCCACCCUUUCCUGCUUCGACCCUGACAGUUCCCCUGAGCCAGAGUACCGUUGGUACAAAGACAACACCCUUCUACCUGCUGACCCCAGCAAAAAUGUUAACUUCAAAAACGCCACCUAUAAGCUGGACCCUAAAACUGGAAAGCUGGUGUUUCCUUCGGCAAAGAAGAUGGACACUGGGAAUUAUUACUGUGAGGUCCUGAACGAGGUUGGUCCCGCACAGCGCUGCAAAGGUGGAAGAAUGGAAGUCCGUGACAUGAACACUGGAGGGAUUGUUGCCGGGGUAAUCAUUGGCCUGCUGCUCUUGGGUGUUCUAAUUGGGGGUGUUUGGUACGCCAACAAGAAAGGAUAUCUGCCCAAGACAAGCCAAAGAAAAGAGCAGCACAGUGCGGUCUACCAACCUCAAUCGACGUACGCUGAUGGUUUGGAAGAUGACGGGGAUUUCAAACAGAAGUCGUCAUUUGUGGUGUAGUGGGCAAACUUAAAUUCACUUAAAUUUUCUUCCUGAAGAACUUUUUUUUUUUUCCUGAAGAUUUUCUAUGCAGGUUUUAUGACCCAGUGUGAUGCACCUCAUUUAUUGAUUUCACUGUCGCAUAUCUGCGAUGUAAGGAGAUAUUUUGUAUAUUGAUAGUCUAAGUUAAAUGUGGCCUUUAGCUUUUUUUUAUUUGCCAACUUGUUUCUGCUCAUGAUUAAAACAAAUGUGUGUGUUUUUUAUUUUCUCUUGCCUUAAUAACAUCUUCCCUCCAUUCAUUGAUAUUUGUAUGUAAGAACAUUGCUAGUCCUCAGUAAAGAACAAAACCCUUUGGUCUACAUGAACUCACAAAGCUAAACCAACACAUGAUCUAUGCUUUUUAUGUUAUAUUUACUGAGAAUUGCCUUAUUGGUGACUAGUGCAGCUCUCUUAGCUUAAUGGCUUUACUAAGCCACUGUUUAAGCAGAACAUAGUAGUGAUGCUUUUAAGGUUUCUUCAUGCUUGUAGACUUUUCUGGCACAGUAUGUUGUGUUUAGGUUAGUUGGUGCUGUGUUGAAGGUCUGAUUUUUAACAACAGUUUAUGCAUUUUAUUUGAAAAGGGUCAGAUUUUAAGUUAAGCUAAGUCAGCCGUACAGGUUUCACCUAAUUCCGCACUCAGUUUUUGGCUCUGGUAACCUAAAACUUUGUGAAUUUUUAAUGCUCUGUUUUCAGCGCACAUCAUGGCCCAGAGUAAACAGUCAACCUGUACUGUAUUUUUUUUUGUGAUGUCACAGCUGUUGAUUAGGUCUGUAUUAAAUAAAAAGUUGUUAAACUGUU
Molecule: messenger RNA, 1785 nt
Organism: Cyprinodon variegatus (sheepshead minnow)
Lineage: Eukaryota; Metazoa; Chordata; Actinopteri; Cyprinodontiformes; Cyprinodontidae
Gene: f11r.1
Product: junctional adhesion molecule A-like
Exons: 11
Coding region: 73-969 (298 amino acids)
Biological process (GO): regulation of membrane permeability; cell adhesion; establishment of endothelial intestinal barrier
Cellular component (GO): bicellular tight junction
Source: RefSeq, a predicted model, not a curated record